AUGCGCUCUACCUUCAUCCUCGUAGCCGCUCUUGUCGCGUCUGCAUACGCGAAGACCGUGGUCGUCACCGUCGGCGGUAACACCACCGAAAAUCCAGGCGCGGUCUUCCAGCCACAGAGUGUCGUUGCCGAGGAGGGCGACGUCGUGCUCUUCAAUUUCACCCGUGGUAACCACACAGCGACGCAGUCCACCUUCGCCUCGCCGUGCAUCCCCGCGCACAUAACCAAUGAGACGAUCAACGGCUUCGACUCGAGCUUCCGCGACGCAGGGAACGGCACCGCCAUCACCGAGCUCCCAAUCACCAUCACAGACCCCAACACGACCAUCUGGUUCUUCGACGCGAGCACCUGUGCGCUCGGAGGCGUCGGCGGCAUCAACAUCAACCAGUCGAGCUGGGAGACUCUCGACGGCUUUCAGCGCAAUGCACUCCGCUUAAAUGGCACGAACUCGUCGGCCAGUGCAUCCCACACUAGUGCAUCGCGCACAGCCAGUGCCACUGCGACGUCCCCUGCGUCCACAGGCAACACAGCUACCUCAGCAGCCAACCGCGCUGUCACUAUCGGGGCUUAUGCAGUCGUGCCUGCCCUGGCCUUCCUUGCUGCUCUCUCGUUCUAA
Molecule: messenger RNA, 615 nt
Organism: Cyclocybe aegerita
Lineage: Eukaryota; Fungi; Basidiomycota; Agaricomycetes; Agaricales; Hemipholiotaceae
Source: the annotation of a GenBank genome assembly